AUGGACGCGCCCGACUCGCGCACGCGGAGGAAGAUUGCGCUAAACUCGAGAACAGUCCUGUCUCCUUCCGCGUCUGCCCGUGUAUUCUCCGAGGUCGUACUUCCAGGUCUCGUACUGGUAGCUUCCCUCUGGACCGCAAAGGACUGGCUGCUAUCACGCGAUGUGCCAAAGUCAUGGGUGCUUAUGCGUACGCUGGCAUGUAGCGCGCUCGUCCAUUUGGCGCGAGAGGCCUGGGCAGGAAAUACGGUCAAGAUCGCCCACUCGGUAAACUUGUCUAUGUUGCCUGCUUUCGGAAUACUGUCCGUAUCAUUCCUCCUGCAACAGACCUGCCUUCUCGUCGCUCUUUCCCACUCCUCCAGCACUCGUGUUGCCGCAUAUGUUCUCUUCUCGCUAGCGUGCGCGAAAGCGUUCUCGAACUCAUCAAUGUUCCCUCGCGCCAUACCCGUCUUCGUUGGACUAGCGUGGUCCUUUGCCUCGGAUGCUAGCUACUCAGUGAACACCGUUCGCGAUGCUCUUCCAGGAUAUCUUGCCUUAGCGGUUCAUGUGCCGCUCACUUGCUCAGUGGAGUACUUCCACGCCCAGCUCUCGAUAAAACUCGGACCAGCUACGGCAUCUGCAGCUGGUACUCUGGGUGCCAGUCUGAUGGCGGUGGUUGCUUACGCUGCACGAGAGGCAUCAUACACAUUCAAGCCGCAUUCCACUGUUGUCCCCUUGACCCACCUUCUUGCCAUCCCGCUUCUGGCUUAUACGGCUCAGCCUUCAUCGUCAACUUUGCAGUUGUCGACCAAUUUGACGCCACAAAUAUACACGCUAACCGGCACUCUGGUCGUCGGCGCGUCGCUCGUUCUGAAUGCAGUCUUUGGCGAUGCGAAGCCCUCCUGGAUAGACCUAACUAUGCCGAUUCUGGUCCUGUACGGAGGUCUUCCUGCAAAGUCCAAGUCAGACAGCGGCGUGCCAGAAACGCCGUUAUCGCUAGUUCUGCGCUCACACUUGAAGACAAUUAUGGACAACGCGGAGUCGCGCAAGAUCUUUUACUUCCUCAUGCUGAACAUUUCAUUCAUGUUCGUUCAAAUGCUUUACGGUAUCUGGACAAAUAGCCUGGGUCUUAUAUCCGAUGCUAUACACAUGGGCUUUGACUGUAUGGCGAUAGGUGUGGGACUCUUUGCGUCCAUCAUGGCCACUUGGCCGCCAAAUGAACGUUUUACAUACGGAUACGGUCGCAUCGAGACGCUUUCCGGCUUUGCGAACGGCAUCUUCCUCGUUCUCAUCUCGAUGUUCAUCAUAUUCGAAGCCAUACAGCGCUUAUUAGACCCACCAGAGAUGAACACGAACCAGCUCCUUCUCAUCAGCACCAUGGGUCUUGGUGUCAACCUAUUCGGAAUGUUCGCGAUGGGCGGUCACCAUCAUCACGCCAUGGCCCAGCUCACAAUCAUACGCACGAUCACGUCCACGGUCAUGACCACUUGCUUCAUGAUCAUACUCACGAUCAUGGCCACUCGCACGCACAUGAGCAUGAGCACGAGCACGACCACGAUCACGGCCAUGCCGCCCAUGAACAGUCUGGCGCGCAUAAUCUUAACCAUGCACACUCGCAUGACCAUGAAUACGAUCAUGAACACGAGCACGGUCAUGAGCAUGGGCACAAUCAUGACCACGACCACAGCCAUUCAGAGCAUGUCCAUGGGGAAGACUGCACGCACGAUGAUCAUGAUCAUCACGAUCACGGCGCAGGAAAGCCGCUCACUAACGGAGAUAGCCACUCGACUCAUUCGCAUUCACCUGAAUCUCCUACCUUCCCUACGCGCGGCCACAAUCGAACGAACUCAAGCGCACGAGUAG
Molecule: messenger RNA, 1839 nt
Organism: Peniophora sp. CBMAI 1063
Lineage: Eukaryota; Fungi; Basidiomycota; Agaricomycetes; Russulales; Peniophoraceae
Source: the annotation of a GenBank genome assembly